Lasiosphaeria miniovina is the source of this 874-nucleotide messenger RNA. RefSeq lists its product as uncharacterized. The record is from RefSeq and is a predicted model, not a curated record. The coding region runs from base 1 to 858 and encodes 285 amino acids. Gene Ontology annotation, biological process: nucleoside metabolic process. The transcript is spliced from 3 exons. Gene Ontology annotation, molecular function: catalytic activity. Lineage: Eukaryota; Fungi; Ascomycota; Sordariomycetes; Sordariales; Lasiosphaeriaceae.
AUGAGCGCUGUCCGCUACAUGCUGGACAAAGAACAUGCCCGUUUGCCCAGAAAGCUAGGCGACUCGACUCUGUAUGUCCUCGGAGAGCUCAGCGGCCACAACGUGGUCCUUGCCAGCCUUCCCGGCAGCCAGGGGAAGGGCGCGGCAGUGGCGGUGGCAAAGGAUAUGGCGCGUACGUUUCCGUCGAUCGAGCUUCGGUUAAUGGUCGGUAUCGGAGGAGGCGUGCCGAGCGGAAAGAAUGACAUUCACUUGGGCGACGUUGUGAUGAGUGUGCCCGACGGCGAGCAUGGUGGCGUGGUUCAGUACGAUCUGGGCAGGAACACGGACGACGGCUUCGUCAUGAAAGGAUUCCUUUGGCCGCCACCCGAGAUUUUGAGGAGUGCUGUGGGAAUUAUGCGGUCCGACCACAGGGUUUCGCAAAACAAGAUCCCUGAGUUCCUGUCGGCCAUGUUUCAGAAAAGCGACGACCUUCGCGUCUCGUACCAGCGGCCUGUAGAGCCGGAUGAGCUCUUCCAAUUCAUUAUGGGCUUAUUGCGUCUGGAGACCAAGUCAUGCGGAGCGCCCCGAACGCGGCCGAAAUGGAUAGGAGGGUUGUUGGCGAUGUCCUGUGUUUCGAGAUGGAGGCGGCGGGCAUGGCGACCCAGUACUCGUGCAUCGCCGUCCGGGGCGUCUCGGAUUACGCAGACUCACACAAGAACGACGCCUAGCAGCAUUAUGCUGCGGCUGCGGCUGCGGGGUGCGCUAAGGAGCUCCUUUCGUAUCAUGGAUUCGACUCGUCUAUGGGCAAUGGUCCAGCUGCGCAACACAUCUUCCGCGGCCAGGGCGUUCAAAACUCGGGGUCUGGCAAUGUCUCCAUAGGGAAGAACCUGAACAU